AUGCUCCUCAGUUUCCUCAUCCUGCGCCAUCAGUACCUGUGGACGCAUUACGUCGGAGCUGGUGUUUGUGUUGCGGGUGCGGUUAUGAUGAUCGGAGCGGACUUCCUCGCGGUAGAAAAGGCAGGUCGUUCCAACCCUACUAAUUCGAUCAAAAAUGAUGCACAAACGAAUGUCGUGAUUGGAGACAUUCUGGCACUCAUUGGGGGAAUCCUUUACGGAGCCUACAGUGUACUUCAGGAGUACGCGAUUCUCAAGUACGGAGCAGUCAAUACUCUGGCAAAUGUUAGCAUGGUGACUUCCGUCUUGUGUGGUUUCUACUGUGCAACCAUGGAACACGAGAAGCUCACUGAGCUUCUUACCAUGCAGACGUUAUCUGGAAAGCUGGUACCGGCCAAGGCUGGGAUUUGCUUGGCUGGUUACGUCUGUGCAGUGUUCACUCUGGAUUCGCUCAUGGCUUUCACGAUCACCCGGGUCAGUGCGGUUACCAUCAACCUGUCCCUUCUCACCGCUGACGUUUAUGGCCUCAUCGUGGGGAUAUUCGUGUUCCA
Molecule: messenger RNA, 548 nt
Organism: Opisthorchis viverrini
Lineage: Eukaryota; Metazoa; Platyhelminthes; Trematoda; Opisthorchiida; Opisthorchiidae
Exons: 1
Biological process (GO): transmembrane transport
Cellular component (GO): membrane
Molecular function (GO): transmembrane transporter activity
Source: RefSeq, a predicted model, not a curated record